AUGCAUAAAUCGCAUGAACCGAUUUUGAGCUUAGGCGAAAUUGAAACAGUUAAUCAAGGUCAUGUAUAUGCACAAGAUGAAAAUGUUGAUUAUACAUUUGACCAUGAUGAGACAGAAAAACAGCGAGUUGCACAACCUCCUGUCGUGGAAGAAAAUAAACAAGUUACAAGUGAAGCCGAAAAGCUUGGAACAGAUGAAGCUCCUCUUAUUGAGUAUGCCGAUGAGCCUUUGUUACCUCUCGCCGAUGCAUGUGCUCCACUUGUUGAUAUUCUUCACGAUUUAUCGGUUUAUGUUAAUAUGGCUCUUGAAGAAACUCCUGAAGAACCACCCGAUGGACUGACAAUUGAUGAAAGCGCUGCCAUCCGACUUUACACGAUCGAAUGGACAGCACCACAUCGAAGUCUCUAUUCAAUGCUUAAUUAUACAUUGAAGAACUGUAGUCGUGAAGACCUUCGACCCUAUUUUAGGUAUAUGAAACUCUUCUUGACUGCCUUAGUCAAAUUACCAUGCUCUCCACCAUUGACUGUCUGGAGAGGAGUAACUAAAAAUUUGAGUGCUGAAUUCCCACCUGAUACUCCAGUGACAUGGUGGGCAUUUUCAUCAACCACAACCGAACUAACUGUGCUUGAAAAUAAUAUGUAUUUGGGCACUACAGGUGGACGAACAUUGUUCUCUGUUGAAGCCAUCAAUGGACGAACAAUUCGUGCUCAUUCGCAUUUUGUUACUGAAGAUGAAAUCUUGCUUCUGCCUGGCACUCACAUGAUAGUUCAAUCACAAUUUAGUCCAGCAUCUGAUCUUUAUAUCAUCCAUUUAAAGCAGGUCAUACCGAAUGAAACAUUACUCGCACCUCCUUUUGAAGGUACUUUGAAUAUGUUCAAUCAUUUUUUAUAA
This is a messenger RNA of Rotaria sp. Silwood2, 891 nucleotides long. The record is from the annotation of a GenBank genome assembly. NCBI's taxonomy places the organism in Eukaryota, Metazoa, Rotifera, Eurotatoria, Philodinida, Philodinidae.